CGCUCUGAGCCGGGGCUGCUCGUGCUCCGCGCGUGACGAACGCUGCAUCCUAAUCGUUUUCUCCAUCCUUUGACGUAAAGAUGGCCUGCCAGGGACUGACGCAGGGGGAGAACCUGGCGUCGCUCAAGGCCGAGUCGGAGGGUUUAAAGCUGAGGCUGGAGGAGGAGAGAGCGAAGCUGCACGAUGUUGAGCUGCACCAGGCAGCGGAGAAAGUGGAGCCGCUGGGACAGCUCGUGACGAAAGCCCGGAGGUCGCUUAAGGGUCACGGGAACAAGGUUCUGUGCACGGACUGGUGCCGCGACAAGAGGAGGCUCGUGAGCUCCUCGCAGGAUGGAAAGGUCAUUGUGUGGGAAGCCUUCACAGCUAAUAAGGAGCAUGCAGUCACCAUGCCCUGUACCUGGGUGAUGGCAUGCGCUUAUGCCCCCUCUGGAUGUGCAAUAGCAUGUGGUGGACUGGAUAAUAAAUGUUCUGUGUAUCCUCUGUCACUGGAUAAGAAUGAGAAUUUGUCAGCCAAGAAAAAAUCAGUGGCUAUGCACACCAACUACCUGUCUGCCUGUAGCUUUACCAACUCUGAUAUGCAGAUACUGACCUCCAGUGGUGAUGGCACUUGUGCAUUAUGGGAUGUAGAGAGUGGGCAGCUUCUGCAGAGUUUCCAUGGACACUCGGCUGAUGUGUUGUCCCUGGAUCUUGCGCCCUCCGAGACUGGAAACACCUUUGUCUCUGGAGGUUGUGAUAAAAAAGCUAAUGUGUGGGAUAUGCGCUCAGGCCAGAACAUCCAGUCCUUCGAGACUCAUGAAUCAGACAUUAACAGUGUAAAGUACUACCCCAGUGGUGAUGCAUUUGCUACUGGUUCUGAUGAUGCUACUUGUCGUCUGUAUGACCUGCGAGCUGACCGUGAGGUGGCCAUCUACUCCAAGGAGAGUAUCAUCUUUGGGGCCUCCAGUGUGGACUUCUCCAUUAGUGGUCGGCUGCUGUUUGCUGGAUAUAAUGACUACACCAUAAAUGUGUGGGAUGUUCUGAAGGGCACCAGGGUGUCCAUCUUGUUUGGACAUGAGAAUCGGGUCAGCACAGUGCGGGUGUCUCCUGAUGGUACAGCGUUCUGUUCAGGAUCAUGGGACCACACCCUGCGAAUCUGGGCUUGAGCUGAGCCUUCUGUGGAAUCGGCGAUGUAGAUCCAGAGUGAAGACUGUGCGUGCACACAUCCAUGGUCGUCGGACAACUGACACAAAACUUACCACAGUCUGCUGGACUUUAAUAUGACUUUAAUAUGAAUAGAUCUUAAAUUUAGACCGAGAUUACACCUUUUUGUCCAUGACAAAUAAGUAAGUAUAAUCCGCCGUUUUCAUCAGUCCUCUCCUGGUCACUGAUCACCAAAGUAUGUUGUUACAUCUGUUUGCAAAAUUAUGUUUGUAUAUAUUGUAAAAUAAUAAUAAUAAUAAUAAAGAAAGAAAAUAAAGGAAAAAAAAGUGUG
Messenger RNA from Electrophorus electricus (electric eel), 1471 nucleotides. It is a transcript of the gene gnb5b, whose product is annotated as guanine nucleotide binding protein (G protein), beta 5b. Gene Ontology annotation, cellular component: mitochondrial outer membrane. Gene Ontology annotation, biological process: intrinsic apoptotic signaling pathway in response to DNA damage; release of cytochrome c from mitochondria; regulation of apoptotic process. The record is from RefSeq and is a predicted model, not a curated record. Lineage: Eukaryota; Metazoa; Chordata; Actinopteri; Gymnotiformes; Gymnotidae. Gene Ontology annotation, molecular function: BH domain binding.